UAUAAAUGGUGAAUCUCUUCACCUUCAGGGCUCAUUCUCGGAUUCCUGGAAUUCUUGAAAGUUGACAAGAGCUCUGCUUUCUUCUCUAGACGCUUAUCAGCUAGCCUAUGCCUUGUAAAAAUCAGAGCUUUUCCUAGUGAAAAGAGCUUCCGAUUACACCUAUGAUGCCUAUGAUACCUCCUCGCAGAAUGUACACACCAUUGGCCGGGAAGAAGGAGAACCGGCUGGACUUGUAGAACCGGUAGUCCUCCUGGUUAGCGGCCAACCUACGCAACCCAGCCUGAGCUACUAGCAGCUGAUCGAAAGUACGCGCGCGUCUAGAUUACGAGCUGAAUGUGUGGAUCCAGAUUGAGCUCGCAGCACUGGCAUUGCACCAUUAGACACAGCUUUUCAGCAUCCUCCAGCAGAGCAUUGUGGUUUUGCCGCUGCAGGGGUCUGCUUCUUUCGAUGGUCAAUGCCGGCAAGCAAACCCCAGCUGCACGAAAUAACCAUGCAGAUUGAGAUCACAGAAAGCACCUUUCAGCUGAGCUUCACUUCGUUCCUGGACAAACUGCUUGCCCUCGUCUUCUUGCCUACAAGCAUCCCCCUGAAUGACAUCCAGCUGCCUCUCCUUAAUUACGAAGACUACAAGUGGCACUGGGGGUUACGAGUAGGAACAUCCCUCCCUGGAAUCUUCACCGACGCAAGACGAUACUUUGGCUUUUGGGGGGACUAUGAGUUCAUUCACACGCACUACAGACCCCCCGGAAAUAUCUUGAUUGAGACGAAAGCGGGUCGACUGAAAAGAGCGCUGGUUGAGCUGGAUGAAGGGAUAGAUGUGGGGAUUUUGAGGGAGCAGAUCACAGCGGCGACGUACUAA
Molecule: messenger RNA, 859 nt
Organism: Klebsormidium nitens
Lineage: Eukaryota; Viridiplantae; Streptophyta; Klebsormidiophyceae; Klebsormidiales; Klebsormidiaceae
Source: the annotation of a GenBank genome assembly